Molecule: messenger RNA, 1099 nt
Organism: Egretta garzetta (little egret)
Lineage: Eukaryota; Metazoa; Chordata; Aves; Pelecaniformes; Ardeidae
Gene: GPR82
Product: G protein-coupled receptor 82
Exons: 2
Coding region: 65-1099 (344 amino acids)
Biological process (GO): G protein-coupled receptor signaling pathway
Cellular component (GO): membrane
Molecular function (GO): G protein-coupled receptor activity
Source: RefSeq, a predicted model, not a curated record
CUGCAAAGGAAGGUGACUGCAGCUUGCAUAGCUCUGACCAUUCAUUCAAGAAAUACCGGCAUAAAUGAGAAAUUCAACAUGUCUUCUUCAGCCAUCGUUAGCUACUACUGUAGCUCUACCGGUCAUCUACUCUUUCCUAUUUCCUGCUGGAAGUUUUGGAAAUAUACUCGCUGCUUGGAUAUUUUCAAGGCAAGCGCCGACAAAAAGAACACAACACAUUUACCUGGUAAACCUCGUCACUGCAAAUUUACUCAUAUGUUGCACCAUGCCUUUUCUGGCUGCGUAUUUUGCAAGAGGGUACCAAUGGCCAUAUGAGUCUGUACUAUGUAGAAUGGUAAAUCACCUUGGGACUCUCAUUAUGCACAUCAGUAUGUAUGUUACUAUUAUAAUUUUAUGUUCAACUGCUCUAAGUCAGUAUGCAACACUGAAGAAAAACAGUGACACACAAUACUCCCAAGCAUUUAAUGAAACCUUUAACAGAUGUGUACUGCAAAAGUUUCGUCAGCCAAAAUUUGCUAAAUAUUUCUGCAUCAUUAUAUGGAUUAUGGUGCUCUGCAUAACGGUAAUAGCUAUAACAUAUAAUGUCCAGUCAAUGGCUACGGAAGAAUUUCGCAGAUGCUACAAUCUCAGGGUAGAGGCUGAUGAAUUUUCCACAAAGAUGGCAGCUUCUCUUGCCACUGCAUGUUUUUUUCUAUCUUUCAUGAUGGUUUUAUGGUCAUACUGUUCUCUUACCAGACAUCUGAGUAAAAUACAAAAAAAUACCUGUAUUGGAGAAAAACAUCUAAUUUACAGAACAGUGAAAAGAAACAUUCUUGUCAUCCAGAUGAUAUUAAUCAUCUGCUUUCUUCCAUAUCAUAUUUUCAGGCCAAUUUUUUACGUACUGCUUACAAAUAGCGACUGCCCAAUGUUAAACUAUCUAGUGGAAAUAAAAAAUUUCCUUACUUGUGUUGCUGUUGCUAAGAGUAGUUUAGAUCCAGUUAUAAUCCUUCUGCCAGAUAAAACAUUUAAGAAAAGUCUAUAUGGCCUCUUUACAAAAUCCACAGCAGAACACCACAAACGUGAAGCUGGUAUUUUCAGUGAAAGGACUCUCAAAAUGUAA